Cucumis sativus (cucumber) is the source of this 2138-nucleotide messenger RNA. RefSeq names its product RING-H2 finger protein ATL72. The coding region runs from base 1071 to 1724 and encodes 217 amino acids. The record is from RefSeq and is a predicted model, not a curated record. NCBI's taxonomy places the organism in Eukaryota, Viridiplantae, Streptophyta, Magnoliopsida, Cucurbitales, Cucurbitaceae. The transcript is spliced from 2 exons. Gene Ontology annotation, molecular function: transferase activity. Gene Ontology annotation, biological process: protein ubiquitination.
UAAUGUGAGGGAAGGAAAGGCAUUGUAAUCUUGAAACCAUAUCAACCUAGGACAUCAAAUCUUACACAGACAAAGCUUUUGGCUGGAACAUUUGCCGCUGGUCCAAAACCAAAGUGACAACUUACUUUAACUUUUGAAGUUGAAAGGAAAUGAAAAAAGAAAAAAAUGGAAGAGUAAGAAAGAUUUUGUGCUCAGAAUCAGCAUUUAUUUAUGUUGUCUAAUCUUAGAUUAAUCAGGGAUCAGGUACCAUUACAGGGUAGUUUUUGUCUCUGUUCCUUUUAUCUCAAUUAAUAAAGCAAAACCCCAAUUUCCUUCUAAUUAUUGUCUACCCCCAUCCCUCCCUCUUUAGGCUUUAUGUAUAAUAUACCCAUUCUUUUGAUGUUAAUUUUCUUGUCCAUAUUCUAAAUUCUACUCAAAUCUCUCUUUUACUUCUAUUCAAAUACCCCCCCACCUUCCCUCAAUAAUUUUCUUCUUCCUCUCUUGUUUGGCCAAGAGGAAAAAUCUUUCUUGGGAGUUCUUGGUUUCUAAGAGGAGACUUGGGUUUUGUGAGGCUAAGAGAGUUUCAGUUCUUUUGAUGUUUUAUCCUGGUUCUUCUCAGAAGAUUCUCCAUGGGAAACCAAGCCUUUUGCAGCCAUGGAUACUGUUCUUUGACAUGCUCUUGUAUUUUGGUUUUUUGAGUGACUGGUAAGAUGCUUUGAAACUUCCUUAGAAUCCUAAAAGCUGUUUGAUUUAACUCUCAAAGAAUCAUCAUUCAUCAUCCUUUCUAGUUGAAGGCAGAUCAGGAAGAAUCAAAACAAAGCCCCCCUUUUUACAAUUGAGCUUUGAUUGAGGUCCUGAGAAGAGAGAGCUAGAAGGUGUGAACAGAGAACACAAGGGUUUUAUUGGUACAUGAGUGGAUAUGAAUUUCCUACUUUAAGUCUCUAUUAUGAAGCGAUUCAGCCAUCAAAGAAUUAUAGGGUUCUGAAUUAUCAAGUUUCACUGUAGAAUUUCAUCAACCAGGUUCAAGAUCUAAAAGUGAAUUACCUGACAGAACCAAUCCUGUUGUUGCUUUGGAGUAAUUAGCAGCUCCUAUGAGGAUGGAGUCCAAUCACCACCGUCCGCGUCCCCCUCGCCUCCUCCUCGACCCCGACACGACGGCACCACCGUCAAAUGGAAGCAGAACGCGAAAUUCAUAUAACAAUGAAGCCAAUUUCGAUACAAACAUGGUGAUAAUUCUUGCCGCGUUACUCUGCGCACUGAUUUGCGCUCUAGGAUUGAACUCAAUCGUCCGGUGCGCCCUCCGCUGCAGCCGACGGUUCGCCUUCGAAACAGGCGGCGGCACAGCCUCGCGUCUCACCGCUACAGGGCUAAAGAAAAGCGCAUUACGCCAAAUCCCGGUCGCCGUGUAUGGGUCGGAAACAGGCCUAGAGAUCCGAGAAACGGAUUGCCCUAUCUGCCUAGGAGAUUUCAUGGCCGGCGAGAAAAUAAAAAUACUCCCGAAAUGUAACCACGGAUUUCACGUUCGAUGUAUCGAUACCUGGUUAGCUUCCCACUCAUCAUGUCCGACAUGUCGUCAAUCACUGCUGGAACAACAAUCCGUUUCGGAAUCGGCGGUAACCGAGGCGGGUAAUCGAGGCGCCGGAAAUUCAUCGGCUAGCGGGCAAGGGAUUGAGAAGUUGGCAUUGAUGAUUAUCCUCAAAUUACUUCACCAACAAGGCAUAAUUCCUACUUGUACAAAUAUUUAAUAAUUGUCCUGGUUCAUCCUUGUUUCAAUUUAAUUUGAGUAACAUUUCAUAUUAAAUAAACUAACAAAUUGAGAUCAAGUGAACCAACAAUAUUAUAUCUUACUCACUAAUAUUUAUUAGUUAAAUUAAUUUGAUUUUAUUAGUUUCUUAAAGAAAAAGAUGACAUUAUAAUGGCUAAUUAAGGUUGUUAGUAACCACGUGCAUUUGUAAUUAAAAAUUAUGUUAAUCUUAUUUAAAUUGCUGCCAAAUCUAAGAAUUAAAUACAUUUUUUUCCAUAGACUACUUCAAACAUAGGCUAGGCUUAGGUAUAUAUUUAUUAAGUUUAAAGUGUGUGUAUAUGUAUAUAUAUAUAGAGAGAGAGAUGUAUAUUUGUUAUGUUACAGUUUUAAUUAUGGCACACAUUCAUAUCUCUCU